This is a messenger RNA of Trichoderma aggressivum f. europaeum, 2607 nucleotides long. RefSeq lists its product as uncharacterized. Lineage: Eukaryota; Fungi; Ascomycota; Sordariomycetes; Hypocreales; Hypocreaceae. Bases 1 to 2607 code for a protein of 868 amino acids. The record is from RefSeq and is a predicted model, not a curated record. Gene Ontology annotation, cellular component: fungal-type vacuole membrane. The transcript has 3 exons.
AUGCCUAAUUUCAUGCCUGAUUUCCGGGUCGCAAUCAGCUUCAAGAAACCGUUGUCGUCCCGCGCCGCCGCCGAUGGCACGACACUAGACAACGAGGCGCCGGAGGCAUCCGAGACGUCUCCCUUACUCUCAUCGGAAGCCGAACACGGGCCGGCGACUGAGUCUUCGCCGUUGCUCUCCGAUGGCGAACAUCACGAGAGCGAAGAGGACGAAAGCGAUAGCCUAAACAGGUCUGCGUCAAAAUCAGAAAGCCGUUGGCGAUGGCCCUCUAUUAUUGCCAUCGUGAUCCUGGCCGCCCUUACCGUGAUGGUCAUGGUCCUUGGCUUCCUUGUCCCUCCAGCCGUCAAGUCGUACGCUGAGAAUGCUGCCGUCCUCGAGCCAACGGGCUUGUCUCUCGAAUCUCUCACUCCAGAUGGAGUUCGCGCCCGAAUCCAAGCUAGUUUCAAGUUAGAUGGCUCACGAGUCAAAGACGAUACCGCCAGGCGCCUCGGCAGGCUGGCUACCAGCAUUGUCAGGACGCUCGAUACCGAAGAGACAAAGGUUCGCGUGCAUCUGCCCACCUACGAAAACGCCCUCUUGGGAUCUGCCGUUGUGCCCCCAUUGAGCAUCAAUCUGGUUGAUGGACAGACUACCGUGCUGGAUUUUGUUGCCGAUCUCAGCCCUGGGGACGCCGAAAGCUUGCGUCAGAUUGCCAAUGACUGGUUAGAUGGCAAGCUCGAGCAAGUCAAGGUGACCGGCUCAGCAGCACUGAGCCUCAAAACUGGCAUUCUGCCUCUUGGAACUCACGAUAUAGUCGAGUCGAUGGUCUUUGAAGCUAAGCAAAUUCCUUCUAUUCCCGAGUACAAGAUUGACCGCCUCAACAUCCAUGAUGUUCCUACCGGUGAUGGUGGGCGGAUGGCCGUUGGUGCGAAUGCUUCAAUCGUCGCAUACAACGACUACCCAAUCGGCCUCACUGUUCCGCAACUUGCAUUUGAUCUCCUCGUCCCCAACUGUGACCCGUCUGAGCCCCAUAUUAUGGUGGCUACCGCCAUUACUGAGCCAAUUGAUGUGGAGCCGCAUGCUAAUGUUACUGUUGAUGCCAUUGGUCUCAUCAAUGACAUUCCCGAUACUCUUACUCGAGCCUGUCCUCUGACCAACAUGUCGCCGCUGGAUAACUUCUUCAAGCGCUAUAUGCACGGUGAAGACGCUCAGAUUUUCGUGCGAGGACAAGAUUCAGACAAGUCUGAUAUCCCAGAGUGGAUUCGAUCCUUCCUCAGCAGUGUUACCGUCCCAAUUAGCUUUCCGGGGCAGUCAUUCAAUGAUGCCAUUCGAAACCUCUCGCUCACAGACGUCGACUUCAAGCUUCCCAGCCCGUUUGCUGAUCCCAAUGAUCCGGACUCGAAAGCCCGUGUAUCCGGAACGGUCGAUAUUCUUGCGGAGCUUCCUUCUGAAUUGAACGUGGAUAUUGGCGUCAACAAACUCCGAGCCAGUGGCGACCUUUUUUAUAAAGGCGAGAAAUUUGGCGAACUGAACGUGAACCAAUGGCAAAAGGCCAACUCGAGCAAGACUAUCGACCCCGAGGAUGAGAAAUCGCUGCUCCGGAUCACCUCCAGAAUCACCAAUGUGCCCCUCGACAUUACCGAUGGCGACGUCUUCAGCGACGUCAUGGGAGAGCUCCUGCUCGGCGACAAGGACAUCCUCCUCGAUGUCGAGGCUCGUGUCGACAUCAAAGUCUCAACUGUACUUGGGGACCUCGUUCUCAGGGAUGUACCCGCAAAGGGGAAGAUUCCAGUAAAACAGCUUCCUGGUAAAUCGCUUACGGAAAUUGAACCACGCGUCUCCAAUUUGGUCAUUCUGAAUACAACGAAGCAUGCUGUUCACAUGCAAGCGUCGGUCAACAUAACGAACCCCACGCCUUAUACGGCCUCUAUUCCUUCUGCAAACGUCCACGUGUAUCACGAGGGGCUGUUGAUCGGAGAAGUCAUCGCCAAUCAUCUAGACGUACAGCUGGGCAAUAACUCAAACUUGGUCGUCCUCGCCACUUGGGAUCCAGUAUCUCUGGGUGGAGAGAAAGGCCACAAGGCUGCUGCACAACUCCUUUCCGACUAUCUUUCGGGCAAGAACACAACACUUACAUUCAAAACUCAUAAAGGCAGCAUCCCUGGGAUGCCUCUCAUUGGUGAUGCUCUCUCCAAGUUCAACAUCACACUGCCAACGCCCCGGAUCAAGCUUCCUGGCGAUAAGAGCGGCAAGCACCAAGGCAAAAACUUUGUGAGAGAUGCCAUCUUCCACGUUUUCUCCUCCACUGCCUCUUUUAGUCUCGCAUCCCCGUUGAAGCAAAACGUCAUACACAUUGAGAAGAUAAACGCUACAGCAUAUUACAAUCAUACAGAACCUGUCGGGCACAUCCUCUACGAUGAGCCGUUCGACGCGCCUCCAGGGGUGACGGAGACUCCGCGACUCCCCGUCACCUGGUCGGCCGAUAGCAUCGGCUAUGACAAACUGAUUGACGCAAUGGACGGCUCAUUGAAGCUGGAUGCCAAGGCAGAGGCAACAUUAAGGAUAGGGAAUUGGAUAGAGACCGUUCAUUACGAAGGGCGAGGUAUUGGAGCUAGGGUCCGGAUAUAG